AUGGAAGGAGGCUCUGAGUUCAAACUCUAUAGCGGGGAUGACGCUCUGAAUCAAUCUCAGUCCGGCAAUAACAUUUUCGAGGAUGACGCUGUUUUCAUGGUCAACAUGUUUCUGGGAGGGGGUGGUGGCAUGGAUGCAGAGACUGGAGCAGGUGCCGAGGCUGCUGGUUUGGAAGCUGGGAUGUUUGGUUUGGCCUCUCCUCUCCUCCCAGGGUUUUCAGGGUUGGAAGGCUCGGAGUGUGAACCAAUGGAAGGAGUCACGUUCAAAUUGGACGGACAGGGGGUUAUGGUUCCGGGAGCGAGCCAGGGUCCUUUGUUUGACUCCCAUGAAAGUGGUCAACUACAGUUUUCAGCGUGGGAACAGAAUGUAGGUUUGAGAGGUCACAUGGAAGGGAGGGAAGGUAGAAGGGAUGCGAUGGAGGAGACACGGCAGCAUUAUGGGCAGCAGGAGCGAGAGCAAGAAGAACGGGAGCAACAGAGGAGGCUGGAGCAGGAGAGGGAGUUGGAGAAACAGAGGGGGUUGGAGAGGCAGAGGGAGUUGGAGAAACAGAGGGAGUUGGAGAAACAGGAGCAACAGAGGAAGUUGGAGCAGCAGAGGAAGUUGGAGCAGCAGAGGGAGCUUGAGAAACAGAGGCAGAGGGAGUUGGAGAAACAACGGCUGGAGAAACAGGAGCAGCAGAAGGAGCUAGAGAAACAGAGGUUGAGGGAUCUGGAGAAACAGCGGCAAUUAGAACAGGAGAAAAGGGAGCAGCAGAGGAAGCUGGAGCAGCGGAGGGGGUUGGAGGGACAGAGGCAGUUGGAGUUGGAGAAACAGGAGCAGGAGAGGAAGCUGGAGCAGCAGAGGGAACUGGAGAAACAGAGGCAGAGGGAGCUGGAGAAACAGAGGUUGAGGGAUUUGGAGAAACAGAGGCAAUUGGAACUGGAGAAAAGGGAGCAGCAGAGGAAGCUGGAACAGCAGAGGGCGAUGGAGCAGCAGAGGGUGUUGGAGGAGCAGAGGCAGAAAGAGUUGGAGAAACAGAGGCAUUCGGAAUUGGAGAAACGGGAGCAGCAGAGGAAGUUAGAGCAGCAGAGGGAACUGGAGAAACAGAGGCAGAGGGAGCUGGAGAAACAGAGGCAACUGGAACUGGAGAAAAGGGAGCAGCAGAGGGUGUUGGAGGAACAGAGGCAGAGGGAGUUGGAGAAACAGGAGCAGCAGAAGGAACUGGAGAAACAGAGGCAGAGAGAGUUGGAAAUACAGCGGCAAUUGGAGCUUGAGAAACAGGAGAAGCAGUGGAAGUUGGAGCAGCAGCGAGUGUUGGAGGAACAGAGGCAAAGGGAGUUGGAGAAACAAGAGCAGGAGAGGAAGCUGGAGCAGCAGAGGGAGCUGGAGAAGCGGAGGCAGAGGGAGUUGGAGAAAGAACGACAGUUGGAGCUGGAGAAACAGAGGCAGUUGGAGUUGGCGAAACAGCAGCAACUGGAACAGGAGAAACAGGAGCAGCAAAGGCAGUUGGAGGAACAGAGGCAGAGGGAGUUGGAGCAGCAGAGAGAGUUAGAGAAACAAAGGCAGAAGGAGUUGGAGAGGCAGCAGCAAUUGGAACUGGAGAAACAGGAACAGGUGAGAGUGUUGGAGGAACAGAGGCAGAGAGAGUUGGAAAAACAGGAGCAGCAGAGGGAGCUGGAGAAACAGCGGCAUUUGGAACUGGAGAAACAGGAGCAGGAGAAGAAGCAGGAGCAACAGAAGGAGCUUGAGAAACAGGAGCAGCAGAGGGAUUCAGAGAAGCAAAGGAAAGAGGGUGUUGAGGUGGGAGCGGAUGAGAGGUUUGAUGAAGUUGUGAGAGAAGAGAAAGAUACUGACUUGGGAAGGGAGGUGUAUGGUGGGGAUGAUGAGGAGUGGCCUGAGGAGAACAGUGAGCACGAGGAGGGUAAGUCGAAGGUGAAGCUUCUGACUGCUCUUGACAAGGAACCGGUGCCAGUGUCUCGGCAGGACAAAAAGGAGGAAGCAGGAGCGAAGGAAGCUGGGAGGGGGUUAACAGAUGAGGAGAAAAAGGUUGGGGUUCGGUCUGGCACAGUGCAGCGUGCAGAGGGGGGUGAACGGGUGGAAGAGGAGGAGGAAGAGGAGGAGGAGGAGGAGGAAGAUGAUAUAGAGGACUGGGUGUGUGGCACGGAGGAUAGAUAUCGGAGAUUGAGUGCUGAAGACAGGAAGUUGGAGCAACAGCAGGCGAGGGGUAGUGGCGAGAGUACGGCAACAAGGGGCAAGAGAGAGGCGGUGCGGGGUGACGAAGGAGCUGGGAGGAGAAAGAAGCCCAAGAGGAGGAAGCUGGCUGACUGGCUGCCGACGAAGAUAGUGCAGGGUGAGGAGCAGGAGGGGGGGAAGGCAGAUGAGAGUGGCAGUGACGCGCGUGAGCCUUGCAAUGCGGAAGUGGGAGAGGAGUCUGUUGGUGAGGUUCAUCCAGCACACCAGGUGGAAGAGCGUCCUAAAGAUGCACUGGAGUUGCCCCUGAGGGGCACCGGACACGAGAGACACAAGCAGGCAGAAGUAGAGAAGUGUGCUGCUGGGGUGCUCAAGGAAUCUUAUGCUGGGGAGCUCAAGGAGGGGCAGGUGGAAGAGGUACCAGAGUCUUCUUUUGCGGCUCCUUUGAAAGGGCAAGGGGAAUUUGUAGAGGAGUGUGUUGUUGGAGUGCUUAAGGAAUCAGCUGUUGAGGAGGGCAAGGAGAGGCAGGUGGAACCAGCAGCGGUGUGUGUUUCUGAGGCGAAUCAAACUUGCACGAAGCGGAAGCGCAGCGAAGCGUUUGUGGAGGCUGAUGAAGAAUUUGCUGCUGUAGAGAAGUCCUGUGCUUCCCCCGAGCAAUCUUCAACCCCGGAGCCAUCUCCUGCCCCGGAGCCAUCUCCUGCCCUGGAGCCAUCUCCUGCCCUGGAGCCAUCUCCUGCCCCUGAGGCAUCUGCUGCUUCUGAGCCUUCUGCUGCCCCUGAGGCACCUUCUGCCCCUGAACCAUCUCCUGCCCCUGAACCAUCUCCUGCCCCUGAACCAUCUCCUGCCCCUGAACUAUUUGCUCCUCUUGAUCCACCUGCUGCCCCUGAACCAUUUGCUGAGACUCAGGCAGGACGGAAAGACAGCAGUGGUGAGGUGCGAGGGAAGGAGGAAGGGGAUGUGGAGGCAGUUGUGGUUAGAGACGGGAGUGAGGGGUGGGCUGAGGGGGGUGGCGAGGAGGAGGGUCCUAAGGAUGCAGCAGCGAUGAAAGAGGUUCCAGAGGAGGAGGUGAAAGAGGAGGGGGUGGAGAAGGAGGAGAAAAAGGAGGUGCAAGAGGAGGUGCAGGAGGAGGUGAAAGAGGAGGUGAAAGAGGAGGUGCAAGAGGAGGUGCAAGAGGAGGUGCAAGAGAAGGUGAAAGAGGAGGUGGAAGAGGAGCAAGAGGAGAUGCUAGAAUUGGAGCAUGGAAGGAAGAAGAGGAGGAAAAGGCACAGGGGGAGAGGUGUGGAGAAGGAGAGAGGGGAGAAGAAUGAGGAAGAGAAAGAGGAAGUGGGAGAUAUAAGGGAAGAAGGGGACGGGGACGAGGAAGAAAAACAGGAAGACGAUGUGGAAGAGAAACCGAAAGAGAAUAGGGAAGGGGAAGUCAAAGAAGAAGGGGAAGAGAAAGAAAUUGAGGAAGAGAAAGAGGAAGUGAAACGGGAAAAGGGUGAGGAAGGGUUGAGGAGGGAAGCUUCUGUUGAGGAGACUCAAGUGCAUGAGGGAGUUAAGGCAGGAGUGGGCGAAGGGAGAGAUGGCAGUGAGGGCAUGGCUGGGGAGAGAGCGGGUAGUGCAAAGGUGGAUAGUGAGUUGGACAUGACGGUGGGCGGAAAGGUGGGUGGAGAUGCGGCAGAGGAAAAGGCAGGUUUAGAGGAGACUGGUGAGGAAGCGGAUGUUGUGGAGGUGCAGACAGAGGGAGUGGGAGCAGGGUUGGAGGAGGAGGUUGGGUUGCAAGACGCAAGAAGAGAGGCAGUGGAAUUGGGUGAGGAAGGAAUGGCACAAGGGACAGGUGAGGAAGCGGAUGUUGUGGAAGUGCAGACAGAGGGGGUGGGAGCAGGGGUGGAGGAGGAGGCUGGGUUGAAAGGCACAAGUCGUUUGGAGGGGAGUGAGGCGAGAGAGGCGCAAGGAGGGGAGGUGCAAGUAAGGGAGGUGGACUUGACAGAAGCGGUGGUGAAGGAGGAACAAGGGGCGGAAUCAGGAGAGGCAGAUGUGCAGGAAGUGGCGAUGGGGAUGGGGUUAGCAGAGGCAAGGAGAGAGGCAGCAGAGUCAGGUGAAGAGGGGAAUGCAGUGGCAGGGACAGCCGGAGAUGCAGAUGUGGUGGAGGUGCGAGAGGAGAAUGAGGAGGAGGGGGUGGAAUCACGAGGAGCAGAAGCAGCAGAAGCAGCAGAAGCAGCAGGAGGAGGAGAGGCAAUUGCAGGGGCAGCAGGAGGAGGUGAUGGGGGUGGGGCAAUCGCAGAGGGAGCGAGGAAGAGGAGGAGAGUGCGGCCCUUGAUGAGGCGAGUGCAAUCCGUCACUGACGCUGCUGCUACAGCAGUGCAGGCAGACCCUAAAGGUGUGGGUGCUGCUAGGGAUAUGCGCGCAGCUACACAGGCUGUGGGUGCGGCUGAUGCUCAUUCUGAUGGGAGUGAUGGUAGUGAUGGUAGUGAUGGGAGUCAUGGGAGUGAUGGGAGCGAUGGGAGUCAUGGUAGUGAUGGGAGUCAUGGGAGUGAUGGGAGAGAUGGGAGUCAUGGUAGUGAUGGGAGUGAUGGUAGUGAUGGUAGUGAUGGUAGUGAUGGGAGUCAUGGUAGUGAUGGGAGCGAUGGUUCUUUGGAUCAUGAGGCUCGUGAUUCGCCCGGUGAUGAUGGUGGGCAUGUGGCCAGUGAUUCUUCUCCUCCUCGUGAUGAUCAUGAAGUGCAUGCCUUGGCAGAUGAUAGGGAUGGUGAUGGUGGUGAUGGUGGUGCUGGUGAGGAUAGGCGUGGUGCUGCAGUGGCUGCUGCGUCCUGCCUUGCUCUAGCUGAUUCCGAUUCAACGGAAAGGCAUGGCAGUGGUGAUGGUGGUGGUAGUGGCGUUGAUGGUGGUGAUGGUGGUGGUGAUGGUGGUGGUAGUGAAGCAGCUACUGAGACUGAUACCCCAGUGGCUCUGUCUCCAUCCCCGUCCCUCUCCCCUCCUCCUUCCCCAACGCCAUCAACAUCACCGUUCUGCCCCCUCUGCCUGCUCGUGUGGUUACCCAAUGAGAAAGGAGACUUUGCCCACUGUGACCGCUGCCAGCUGUGGGUGCAUGCGGAGUGUGACGGGAUCUCCAGGCAGCGGUUGAGUGCGAUUAAGAACGAUGCGGUGUACCUGUGCCCGAAUUGUCGCCAGACGAAGGCGGUGGAGGAGAGGGAGAAGAGGGAGCGGAGGGAGAAGAGGGAGCGGAGGGAGAAGAGGGGCAGGGAGAAGGAGGAGAGGGAGGAGAGGGAGGAGAGGGAGAGGAAGGAGCGGGAGGAAAGGGAGAAGAGGGUUAAGGAGGCUGCUCAGGCUGCUGCUGCUUCUGCUGCUGCUGCUGGUGCUGCUCGGGUGAAGGAGGAGGGGAGAUAUGCAGAGAGGGAGGCAGUGGGACGGUCUGGGAUGGAGGUGAUAACAGGGAUGGGGAGGGGGUUCAGCUUGGGUGGUGCGCGCUUGCGGAUAGAUGAGGUGAAGCGGGAGGGCUUGCAUGUGUGUCGCCUCGACAGGGAUGGGGAUGGGCGUGGGGAUGGGGAUGGGGAUGCGGAUGGGGAUGAGGAUGAGGGAGGGUGUGGGGAUGCGUCAGAUGGUGCUGCUAAGCAUGGGCGGAGGGGAAGAGGUGGUGGAGGCAGAGUGAAGGAAGAAUGGGAUGAAAAGGCAGUGGAGGAGGUGAAGGGAGUCGUGGAUGGGAAUGGUUACUUGAGCGGUGGUGAUGGUGAUGGUGGUGAUGAUGAUGGUGCUGAUGAUGAUGGUGAUGGUGCUGAUGAUGAUGGUGAUGGGGUAAUCAAGACACAGCGGAUGAAGAAGCAUGGGGUAGCAACUAAGGAGGCUCCUCACAGAGCUGAUUCCCCGCAGGCCGAUUCACCUGAAGAUUCACCUGAGGAUUCACCUGAAGGUUCACCUGGCAGUCCAUCCUCCUCACCUGAGGCGGAAGCGGAAGGGGACAACAAGAUAGCAGCGGCGCCACCCAUCCCAGUAGCCCAUCCACCAGUCCCUGUCACAUGUGCGUCCUACAAGGGUGUUUACCUGCCUUCGCGUCACCUCGUGCAGUGCUGCUGCCGCUCCUGCCGGCCCAAGGCCAAGGGGGGCAGCAGCAAGAGCAGUGGCGCUAGCACUGCCACUGCUGGUGGUGGUGGAAGGGGAGAAGGAGGAGUUGGCGGAGGAGCAGCAGCAGGGGGGGCGCUGAUGGCGCUGAGUGAGUUUGAGAAGCAUGCGCAGUGCCGGUCCAAGAAGUGGAAAUCAUCUGUGCUGCUGCAGGGAGCCGAGAAGAAAACCACCCUCUUCGCCUGGCUCCAGGCAUCUCACGAGGCGGGGGUCAAAGGCCUUGCCCGCCCGGGGAACCGGCAGCAGGGAAUCAUAUCCACACUGCGCAGUGCGGGCGGCAGCAGCGCAGUCGCAGGAGGAAUAGGAGGAGUAGGGGUGGGUGCAAUGCGAGGCAGAGGCGGUGUGAAGGGGUCAUUGGAUCCCAGGGGAGGUGUUGCAUGGCUGGAAAAGGCUUUAAGCGAGCCGUACGAGGGGGUGGAGUAUAAGUGGACGUCGGAGAGGUGUGCGGUGUGCAACAGCGAUGAGGACUCGGAUGCCAGUCGCAUGCUGGUGUGUGUCAAGUGCGAGAUGGGUGUGCAUGAGGAGUGCUAUGGGAUCGAACCCUUCCCAGGGUCGCCGGGCGUGCUGCAUCUGCCGCCAGCCGUACGGCGCGUGCAUUCAGUGCGACGGCCCUCGAUGCCUGGUGGCAUACCACGUGGUGUGUGCAAUGAAGGGAGGGUGGAUCAUGGACCAUGGAUGGUACCGUGUACACACCCCUUCCCCCCCUCUCCUUCCCCCUCUCUCCUUCCCCCCCUAUCCUUCCCCCCCUCUCCUUCCCCCCUCUCCUUCCCCCCCUCUCCUUCCCCCCCUCUCCUUCCCCCCCUCUCCUUCCCCCCCUCUCCUUCCCCCCCACACCCACACCCACACCCAUUUCCUCAGGCGUGCUGCAUCUGCCGCCAGCCGUACGGCGCGUGCAUUCAGUGCGACGGCCCUCGAUGCCUGGUGGCAUACCACGUGGUGUGUGCAAUGAAGGGAGGGUGGAUCAUGGACGUGGUUCCUGACGACACCGGCCAGCUGCUGCGCUGCACCUUCUGCCCCAAACACAGGGAUCCGAAUCCUGAUCUGGCUGUGAUUGGCCCAGCAGCCUUAGCUGCCGGCAAGCGGCUGAUUGAGCGAGGGGAGAGGCUGAGGAAACGAACCGGCAUUACAGGGUUCCCUGGCAUCGGGGCGGGCACUCUCAAGAGUGACUCGCUCAGACCGGCUGGGGAGAAGGACAGAGAGGGCAGGGAGGGGCGAGAGGGAAAGGAAGGGAGAGAGGGGCGAGGGGAGGGGAAGAGAGGGGGUGUGGAGAAGGGAAAAGGGAGGGGGAGAGGGGGUGAGUUGGAAGGGGAGGAUCGGGGCGAGGAGGAGAGGGAUAGUGAAGAGGCAGAAGGGGUAGAGGUUGGAGAAGGGACGAGAAGGGGGCAGGGUGGUGGAGAGGCAACAAGGGAGGAGCUUGGGGGGAUCAUGGGCGGUCUUCAGAGAGCGAGUAAAAGAGGCCGAGGGGAGAGUGCUGAUGGGAAUGGCGGUAGUGACACUGAUGAUGGUGAUGGUAAAGAUGGUGUUGAUGGUGCUGAUGGUGGUGGCAUUGUCGAAGCUGAGGAGGAGCAGGAGAAGGAGGGGGGGGAGGAUGGGGAGGACGAAGGAGAGGACGACGGGUCCAAGAGCGAUGUGAUGGUGCUUCUCAGUCCGGAAUUAUCGGAUGAUGACACCUAUGCAGGGCUGUUCAAGGUGGACGAGGAGAGAGUGGUGGAUGCCACCAUGGCUAGCAACUACGCCAGAAUGAUGAACCACUCUUGCAAUCCCAACUGCUUUGCCAAGAUAUUUGAUGUGGAGGACAAAGAUGGCAAUCCGAGUGCGAUCAUCGUCAUCAUUGCUCGCCGCCCGAUUCGCAUGGGAGAGGAGCUAACGUGA
This is a messenger RNA of Closterium sp. Yama58-4, 8136 nucleotides long. The record is from the annotation of a GenBank genome assembly. Lineage: Eukaryota; Viridiplantae; Streptophyta; Zygnematophyceae; Desmidiales; Closteriaceae.